AUGAGUGUUCUUCGCCAUCUACAUGCGAUGUUGUUGGUAUCUCAGCUGACUCACAUCAAAGGGGCGCAGCCAACAAUAAAUUGUCAAAACUUCAAGUUUGUUAUCGAUGAGGAUGUCGUCUAUAAUCACAUUCUUGAGGGUCACGUGUUUCAAAGAUUGACAGUCCACAGCGCCACUCAGUGUCACAUGAAGUGCAAAGAUGACUGCCUGUGUGUAUCCAUGAAUUAUUUCCCUCUGUCCAAAGAAAAUAACUGUGAGCUCAACAACGCUAACAAAGACAUGGAGCCAGCGGCGAUGAAAUGGAGUCAAGGAGGAAAUUAUUAUGAUUUAGUGAGAAGCUACACGGUGAAGGUGAGAGAUAGAAUCGUUAGUUGUUAAUAGAAUUGCCUUUUUUAUUAUUUUUUUUACUUACAUAUUUAUCACAACAUAGCGCACGUGCAAGGCCUACCUAUAUCUUAAGGAAGCUACUGUAAUAAGAAUCCAUGUUAUAUACCUAGACUUUUCCUCAACAAAACGAGACUGUGAUAGGUUAAUUCUUGGUCACGUGCCCCUGAUCAAAUUCAAAUGUAUUCCGACCGGGAUACAAUUGCGCAGUUGUUGCCCACGCGCCGAAUACAACAGCAUGUUUUUGCCAUAUGAUUGUUUAAGGGAAAGUCUAAAUAUAUAACAAAGUACUUAAUGUAUAUUUAGUGCACGUCCGUGCAUCCAUAACAUGAAGUGUGCAGUUUCACUUCGGCUAAAAGUUCCGUCUUGUUUAGCCGCGAGAAUUCAAUACUAUCACUGAAGAUUGUUUUUCCGUUUUAUCCCAACUGAGAUAGACCUUUGUAUCUCAAAAUGAAAACAAAAAAUGCUGAAUAAAACUCGUUUCGACAAAAACACAAUGAGCGUGUAGCUCUUCGAGCGACGUAAUUGAUUUCGGAGUUGACAACACUUUACUCACAAACGCGAUGAGAAUUAUGGCUGAAAACAGAACUAAGUCUUUUGACUUCAACUGAGGCUUUGCCACGCUGAGAACUCUUCAUUAGAACGGAAAAUAUUAUUUUAAAGCGUUGAUAUGUACCAAAGUUUUGUUCAAUCGAAGAUUUUGUUCUCGAAAUCGAACGAUUUUCAGAAUUUGUGGUUCAAAGCUAAGCAAUUUUCGGGUAGUAAGUUCAAGUAAACAGCGGCAUUUCAAGCAGCGUAAAUCUAUCACAGGUGUCUCGUAAAUGCGAGAAAUUUAUAGGCUAUUGCUUCGUUUUUUGAACUGUUGAUACCAGUUUUAAGUGUUGAUAUAUCCUAAAAUUAUUGUUCAUUAGCAGAUUUUUAUUUUAAAACCGUAUAAUUUCAGAAUUCUCAAAAUCUCCAACACAAAUAUACGCAAUUUUCUGGCCUUGAAUUCUAGUAAACAACGAUUCAAGCAUGUUGAAUCUACUACACGCCCUCGUGCAUGCAAGAAAUUCGUUCGUUUUUGCUUUGGAGCAGAAAAUUUACAAUUCUUUGAAUAAAGAUUUGGUCUCGAAAUAUUUCUUGGUCGUUUUUACCCUGUCAUUUAUUCAUAGUUUUCGGGUAGAACGCGAUUACCUGGUAAAUCGGACAAAGUUGUAAUAAACUCUUUUUUUUUCGAGCACAACUUGUGUCUGCAUGCUAUGUUAUAAUGAAAUUUGUUCACGCUUUAGCUGUGCGUGUAUUGAGUUUUUGAUGCACUUGUGAAGUGUGAAGAGCACUCAGGCAACUCUUACGCUUCUCUCGUGCUCUUAAAACUUAGUUCCCGCGUGCAUCCCUAACUUGAUAUACGCACGGUAAGACUAAUUCUUUUUUGUACGUCCCUCAACCCCCCAAAUUUAUUUCUUAACACCUGCAUCGAGGAAUAGUUUAAGGAAAAAAGGUUCAUUUUCAAUUAGGGUGGAGGAAGCUACAUUCCAGGGAUACAUCGCUGCGUUAAUAGAUGCUGCAGCCAGAAUCCCUGCCUCAACGGGGGAGUAUGUCAGGAGAUUUGUGACAAUCACAGCCCCAGGUUUAAUUGCACCUGUUCUUACAAAUACACUGGUAAGCGUUGUGGUCAGACUACACAUCCAAGAAACUGCAAAGACAUCGCUAACAACGGAGCCUCACAAUCAGGAAAAUACGAUAUUUUUGAUUCAGCCGAUAAACCGUUCUCUGUUUACUGUGACUUGCACUCAGAAUCUGGCUUUGUAUGGGCACUCAUACAGUCGUUCUCCAUUGCCAAUAAGGCCACAUAUAAGGAUAAGGGGUUUGGCACGGAUUUCCCUGUGAAUGACAAUAACAAUGAACCGGACUGGAACUCUUACCGCCUUUCCUUAUCACAUAUGCAGUCUCUCUCAAAUCACUCCACAUAUCUGAGAGUUACAUGCAACUUACCUGCAGAUGGCCUGCAGUAUACGGACUACGCACGCGCAGUUCUGGCAGGUCAUGACAUAUUCGGUGACUGGGGUGGAGAUUGCAAACUGUUUGAGUACAUUAACAUCCGUGGAAUUAACUGUUCUGAUUGCACCGCCUACACAAGAAUGGAUCUUAAUGGUGCUUGGUUCGUGAACAGUUUCAAAAGCAAGGAAAACGAAUGCGAUUUUGAUGGGUCACUAGGAGCAAUUGAUAACGAAAAUAAUUUUGGACGGUAUCGUUCUGGAGCGAUAAAUACGAAUCACCGCUGCUCCUCUUCGGAUCCUUCUACAACGCAAUACUGGUUUGGGGUUUAA
Messenger RNA from Pocillopora meandrina, 2693 nucleotides. The record is from the annotation of a GenBank genome assembly. NCBI's taxonomy places the organism in Eukaryota, Metazoa, Cnidaria, Anthozoa, Scleractinia, Pocilloporidae.